Pantherophis guttatus is the source of this 3120-nucleotide messenger RNA. RefSeq names its product HPS3 biogenesis of lysosomal organelles complex 2 subunit 1 (gene HPS3). Gene Ontology annotation, cellular component: cytoplasm; BLOC-2 complex. NCBI's taxonomy places the organism in Eukaryota, Metazoa, Chordata, Lepidosauria, Squamata, Colubridae. The record is from RefSeq and is a predicted model, not a curated record. Gene Ontology annotation, biological process: organelle organization.
GAAGCGGUAGUCUUUGCAGCGGCUACAGAGGCGAGGGUUGCGCAGGAGGCAGUUGGGUUUUUGGAUCCGACGCCUGGGCCGAACUGGAGCCAUGGUGCAGGUCUACAACUUGCACCCGUUCGGGUCGCAGCAAGUCGUUCCUCUGAAGCAGGAACCGGCGCUCUUCUGCUGCGGCCGCGACGUGCUCCUGGUGGCCUGCGGCUCCGGCGCCUGCAAGGUGGAAGUGUUUGCGGAACUCUGUGAGCCGCUCGGCACCUUCAGUACCCUGGGCCGAGUGCUGUCCAUGGCAUACGGCGAAGUGGGAGAUUAUGUGGCCACUAUUGAGGAGAAACACAGCACCCUCUUCUUCCGAGUUUAUGUUAACUGGAGAUGCAUGUCCUCUGGCAGCUCACGUGUUUGUGUGCGGAUGCAAGGUCAUAACCCAGAAGCUUCCUACACUGAGACAACUAAAGAACAAAUGUCAAUCAUAGAAAUUCCUCUUUCUGAUCCUCCCACAUGUUUCUCCUGUUGCCCUUUAUCAGGAGACCUACUGGUUGGCUGCAAGAAUAAGUUGAUACUAUUCCACUUGAAGCAUUUAUUUGUGAGUGAGGAUGUAAAAGUGCUUGACUUUGAACGUUCCUUAAUUUUGCACAUGGAGAAGUUCACCCCAACAGAAGUUGCAUUUUGUGCAGGAUAUGUUGCUCUCACAGCAGAACUGGAAGUCCUUGUCUUCAAGCUACUAAUUGGGGAGAAGGUAACUUCAGCUGGUAAUAGCAAACAGCAUAUCUGUGAAUCUGUAGAGCCUGAAAUUCCCAUUAAUGAAGGUAUAACAGAGGAAGUUGAUCAAACUCAAUCAGAAUCAGAUGGGUUUGUUUUCUGUCAGCAGCCCGUGGAACUUCUUGGAGAAGAAAGUAGCAAGUGUGAGAUAUCUGUUAUUUUGGAGUCAAUUAGCUUAACUGGGGAAGAUUUAAAUAUUCAAGUGCAAUAUGUCCUAUACAGACGUUUUGCUCUUGAUGUGUCCUCAUUUCCUUUUUCUGUUGAAGAUGCCAAACUGCACUCUCUUCAGCUGCUUCCAAUACAUGAAUCAGGGGCUUCUGUCACGGCUAAGGAAGGAGAUACAACUAAACAAGAAUUCCUGAGUUUGUUUUGCUUUUUCUCUCUACCGCAUGUGGCAUACUUAUACACAAUCAAUAAUUUAGUGAAACUUAUUUCUACCUACCAGUAUUCAGAAAGAUCCCAGCAAGCAGUUCUUACACCCCAGUUCCUGCAUGUCAUUACAAGCAACAACCUGCAGUGCUUUACAGUGAGAUGCAGUGCAGUAGCAGCUCGGAAUCAAGACCCCUACAUUGAUACAACAUUAAAGGCUUGUCCCCCUGUGUCGCUUGAUGUUUGUACCUUGAGGAUGCAGCUUUUUAUAGGACUGAAAGCCAUCUCUCACUUCAAACACCAUAUCAUCAUUUUGACAAAAGCAGAUUCUGAGGACUUUCUCGAGAAAAAAACACUUAAACGAAGACUCCUUUACCGAAAGACUGAUAACACCAAACCCAAGGCUCCACCAGAAUCUGAACCUGGUUGGAAUUUGUAUAUUGUGAACACAACUUCAACUCUCCAACUCUACAGAGAAAUGGUAGACUACAGCAAGACCUAUGAAAACGUAAGAACAGAGAGUUGUAUUCAUCUCUUAAGUGAGGCUCAUUUGCUAGUCAGAACAGCUUUAAUGGAUCCUGCUCUGAAAGACUUGGAUGAGAAGGAACCUCUACUAGCAGCAUUUCAUGAGAGUUGUGCUCUUCUUGGAGACUGUUACAGCAGGUUUGACACUAAAGACUUCCAUCUUGCACUCCCUUACUAUAAAAUGUCCAGCCUUUCUAUAUCUGACAUUCUGAAGAGAGUCACAUUUGAAGAUAAAACACAGAAGUAUGAAAAAGGUUUUAUAUUCUACUUGCACCACUCCUUGUAUGAAGACAUAGAUGAAAAGCUAAAUGAAGAUGUGGCUGCAAAAGUGCUUCAGAUAUUCCACCGUGCUGAGCCAAACCAGAUACCCCACAUCCUCUGCAGUCCUUGCAUGAAAAAUGUGUGCCCUGAAAUGGCAAUGGAGUAUCUGGAAUUGAUAGAAAAGAUGGCGCCGUCUUUUCUGGUGACAUUGGUCAAGGCUUCAGUUGCUCUGAAAAAGGGGGAUCGGGAUAGAUGUAAAAAGGAGCUGGACAGCCAAGCAGAGAUGAAAUUGGUAUGUGGUUUUAUUCGGGAGCCAAGACUUCUAAAACAGCACAUUAAAGGACAGAUGUUCCCAACUGAACUUGCUUUGUACCUCAAAGAGACCAGACCUGGAUUUCUCCUAGCUUCAUUAUUGGCUUUACAUGAGAAUAAUAAAAUGGAGCUGGAAGAAGCAGGCUCUUAUAUCAAGAUGCUGAGUGGUAAAAAUGAAGAUGCUGUUCCCCAACUCUUGGUAGACUUCUGGGAAGCUUUGCUUGUAGCAUGUACUCAGGAAGAGGUUGCACAGAAGUUGCAUUUUAAACUUGCUACACAGUAUAUUUGGAGACUUUCCAGGAAAGAGCUUCCUGACACUGAGCCUCUAAAAACCACUGAAGAUUUGAUAAAUUCCUGCAGUGAUUAUGGACUUAUAUUUUCUUGGAUUAUAUUCAUGAUGUCGUUAGUACCUCUUCCUGAUUGGAAUUCAUGUGAUGACCUUUCAAAAUUACAAUCUCUCUUAUGCAGUCCAUCCUUCAGAAUAUCUUCCAUUCUCCCAUUUGUGAAGAAUAUUCCAGAAGAUUCUAUUUCUGGUCUGAGCAUACAUGUUCUUUGUGAUACAUGUUUAAGACAGCAUGAAGCAGCUAUUGACAAACUUCUGGAUAGGUGCCCUGAAGCUGUCAUACCUUAUGCCCAGCAUGAGUUGAGGGAUGAACAUCAGGCUUUAUGGUGGAUCAAACUUCUUCCUGAACUCUGUAAACGAACCAGACAUGUUGGUGAAAACUAUCCUGUAUUUCUGUCAUCACUGCAAGAAACAUUAUCAGUCAUUGCCACAGCACUGGAAUUGAGAGACUUCCUUAAUGUUUUACCUGAAGAUGGGAAUGCAGCGUUCUUCUUGCCCCACUUGCUUCAGUGCAGCAGGAGAUUGGUGACUUAAAUAUAAGGAGAAGCAUCUGC